AUCGCUGCUCUGAACGUCGCUGCCGGCGUUCCUCCAAUGGUGUGAGUCCACAUGCGGCGCUGGGGAGGCAGAGGGGCAGCAGAGAGGCGCUUUCAUAAAGCGGGCUGUCAGCGCAGCGCGCAGACACAGGAGCUGCGCCACGGAGAAGGAGCGGAGCGGAACGGACGGCGCACGAGCGCACGGCACGCGGACACUUCACCGCCAUCUCCGGAGCACAGCGGGCGCGCGCGCUAACCGGGACGGGAGAGGAGUUUAGAAAAAAAGGGAAAAAAAAAUCUCUGUCAGGAAAUCUUAGCGCAGAGGACGCGGCGCGCGGCAGCUGCCCGGUCGCUAAGCGAACGUGAACGUGAACGGACAGCUUUCGGCAGACGAACUCUUCACAGCCUUUUGCUCCAACAUAAAGUAGUGACAGUUGGGGCAUCCUCCCUGCUGCGUUUGGGGCUGUGUGGGAAGGAGCCGCCGGCCCGGUCCGGUCCGCCAUGGAGAACGCGCACACGAAGAGCGUGGAAGAAGUUUACAGUCAUUUCUGCGUCAACGAGAGCACCGGACUGUCCCUGGAGGAGGUGAAGCGGCAGAAGGACAAAUGGGGCCUAAACGAGCUACCAGCAGAAGAAGGGAAAUCUCUGUGGGAGCUCGUCCUCGAACAGUUUGAAGAUCUGCUGGUUCGAAUCCUUCUCCUUGCUGCGUGCAUAUCUUUUGUCCUGGCCUGGUUUGAGGAGGGAGAAGAAACCAUCACGGCGUUUGUGGAACCUUUCGUCAUCCUGCUCAUCCUCAUCGCCAACGCCAUCGUGGGAGUGUGGCAGGAACGUAACGCUGAGGAUGCUAUCGAGGCUCUGAAGGAGUAUGAACCCGAGAUGGGGAAAGUGUACCGGCAGGACAGGAAAACUGUGCAGAGGAUCAAGGCCAGAGACAUCGUUCCUGGGGACAUCGUGGAGGUGGCUGUUGGAGACAAGGUGCCUGCUGACAUUCGCAUCUGUUCAAUCAAAUCCACCACUCUGCGGGUUGACCAGUCCAUCCUGACAGGCGAGUCCAUCUCAGUCAUCAAACACACGGACCCGGUACCUGACCCACGAGCAGUCAAUCAGGACAAAAAGAACAUGCUCUUCUCUGGCACCAACAUUGCAGCGGGGAAAGCUGUGGGUGUGGUUGUGGCCACUGGAGUGAACACGGAGAUCGGUAAGAUUCGUGACGAGAUGGCGGCCACAGAGCAGGAGAAGACGCCCCUGCAGCAGAAGCUGGACGAGUUCGGCGAGCAGCUGUCCAAAGUCAUUUCCGUCAUCUGCAUCGCCGUGUGGAUCAUCAACAUUGGCCACUUCAACGACCCCGUGCACGGCGGCUCCUGGAUCCGCGGGGCGGUCUACUACUUCAAGAUUGCCGUGGCGCUGGCGGUGGCUGCCAUCCCCGAGGGGCUUCCUGCCGUCAUCACCACCUGCUUGGCGCUGGGCACUCGCCGCAUGGCCAAGAAGAACGCCAUCGUCCGUAGCCUGCCCUCAGUGGAGACACUGGGCUGCACCUCUGUGAUCUGCUCGGACAAAACCGGCACCCUAACCACCAACCAGAUGUCGGUCUGCAGAAUGUUUGUUGUCAAUAAAGCUGAAGGAGACAGCUGCUCCCUGUCAGAGUUCACCAUCACCGGUUCCACUUAUGCUCCUGAAGGAGACGUGUACCAGGACGGUAAGCCGGUGAAAAGCUCCCACUUUGAUGCUCUGGUGGAACUGGCGACCAUCUGUGCGCUCUGUAAUGACUCCUCGCUGGACUUCAAUGAGGUGAAGGGCGUGUACGAAAAGGUUGGCGAGGCCACAGAGACGGCGCUGACGUGUCUGGUGGAGAAAAUGAACGUCUUUGACACUGAGGUCCACAGUCUGUCCAAGAUUGACAGAGCCAACGCUUGUAACUCAGUGAUCAAGCAGCUGAUGAAGAAGGAGUGCACCCUGGAGUUCUCCAGAGACAGGAAGUCCAUGUCGGUCUACUGCACCCCAAACAAGUCCCGCUCUUCUAUGGGCAAGAUGUUCAUCAAGGGGGCCCCAGAGGGAGUCAUUGACAGGUGCACCUAUGUCCGGGUUGGCAACAACAAAAUUCCCCUCACCCAAGGCAUCAAAGACAAAAUCCUGUCUGUCAUCCGUGAGUAUGGCACUGGACGGGACACCCUAAGGUGCUUGGCUCUGGCCACAAGAGACAGCCCACCCAAACUGGAGGACAUGGUUCUGUCCGACACCGCCAGGUUCUCAGAGUAUGAGUCUGACCUCACCUUUGUCGGCUGUGUUGGCAUGCUGGACCCCCCCAGGCAGGAGGUGGCUGCCUCCAUCAAGCUGUGCCGCCAGGCUGGCAUCCGCGUCAUCAUGAUCACAGGGGACAACAAGGGCACAGCUGUGGCGAUCUGCCGCCGCAUCGGCAUCCUGACAGAGGACGAUGAUGUGGAGCACAUGGCUUACACUGGCCGCGAGUUUGACGAGCUGUCACCGUACGCCCAGCGGGAGGCCGUGACCCGGGCGCGCUGCUUCGCCCGCGUUGAGCCCUCACACAAGUCCAAGAUUGUCGAGUUCCUGCAGGGAUUUGAUGAGAUCACCGCCAUGACAGGAGACGGCGUGAAUGACGCGCCGGCUCUGAAGAAGGCAGAGAUCGGUAUCGCCAUGGGCUCGGGCACCGCCGUGGCCAAGUCCGCCUCAGAAAUGGUUCUUGCGGAUGACAACUUCUCCUCCAUCGUGGCUGCUGUGGAAGAAGGCAGAGCCAUUUACAACAACAUGAAGCAGUUCAUCCGAUACCUUAUCUCCUCCAACGUGGGGGAGGUCGUCUGCAUCUUCCUGACUGCGGCUCUGGGCUUCCCCGAGGCUCUGAUCCCAGUCCAGCUUCUCUGGGUCAACCUGGUGACCGACGGCCUCCCCGCCACCGCCCUCGGGUUCAACCCGCCUGACCUGGAUAUCAUGGAGAAGCCCCCACGCAACGCCAAGGAGCCUCUGAUCUCUGGAUGGCUCUUCUUCAGAUAUCUGGCCAUAGGAGGUUAUGUGGGUGCUGCCACCGUGGGAGCGGCUGCCUGGUGGUUUAUAGUGUCUGAGGACGGGCCACAGCUCACCCUGUACCAGCUGAGUCACUACCUCCAAUGCAGCGCAGAAAACCCGGAGUUUGAAGGCCUGGACUGCCAAGUCUUUGAGUCGCCCUACCCCAUGACCAUGGCCCUGUCGGUGCUGGUCACUAUUGAGAUGUGCAACGCUCUGAACAGCCUCUCAGAGAACCAGUCCCUGCUGCGGAUGCCUCCCUGGGAGAACAUUUGGCUGCUGGGGGCCAUCUGCCUCUCCAUGUCCCUCCACUUCCUCAUCCUUUACGUGGAGCCUCUACCUGUCAUCUUCCAGAUCACCCCUCUUGAUACGACCCAGUGGAUGAUGGUGCUGAAGAUCUCCCUCCCCGUCAUCCUGCUGGACGAGCUGCUAAAGUUUGUGGCCAGGAACUACUUGGAAUUUGGUAAACACCUGGAGAAGCCGACCAGCAAAGGCUGCCCGCCGUUUGCAUGCGUGGACGGCAUCUCCUGGCCGUUUGUGGCCGUGGCCCUGCCCGUGGUCCUGUGGAUUUACAGCACCGACACUAACGUGUCCGCCAUGUUGUGGCCCUGACUGACUCCGCCCCACAGACCCUCCCGCGCACCAGUGUGAAGUGGACAUUAACACACAUCUAACACAGUUACGAUAACGUGGAAUAACCCGCUCCCCGUCCCGUCUGUGGUAUUAAGUACACAUUCACUGCUAUUGUUGGCUCAGGUCAGGGAGGGGCAUUAGUUCAUUUUAUAAUUACUUUUACAGAUAUUAGUUUUUUAUCGUUUCACCCCCCAUCCCUCCUCAUUGGUUAGAGACACCCAUUGUGUUGGAGCUUUAUGCUGAGCUGUACAGAGAAUUGAAACUAUUUUAUGAUAAUAAUAUUUUGUAAUUUUUGGGGAGGGCUCUGGGGGAAUAUAUAACAGAACAAAUUGGUGAGCUAAGACUUGAAUUCUUCUUCCCUGACUCAAAUCUUAAAGUUCUUCUUCUUCUUCACUGAUGGUUACCUUCUGCUUUAGGCAGAACGCAGCUACCUCAAUGCUGUUAUUGUCAUCACACUCGAUCCUCUGUAGAAGUGUUGAGGUAAGCUCCAGUCUAUCCGGAUUCAUUUCCACUAGGGCUGCCACAAAUUAUUAUUUUAAUAGUCCACUAAUCACCGAUUUUUUUUUCCGAUUAGUCGACUAAUCGGAUCAUGUGCAAACUAGAUUUAAAGCACACAUCUUAACCAUCAUUAGCUUUAAACUAACUAAAAAUAAAGACAGUUAAAAUGAUAGUUUAUUAAACUUUUAAUAAAUCAUGCAGCUUCCGCCCUUCAUUAGUUUCUGGGAUUAAAACAAGAUUAAAUGUAAUGAGAGAAUUAAGGAAAAUACUUUCCAUCAAACUCAUUUUGACAGGUGACCUUUGACCCUACAUCAAGGGUGUUAAACUCAAUCACACAAGGGGUCAAAAUCCAAAAUACACCUUAGGUCGUAGGUUGAACAGGAUAAACA
Molecule: messenger RNA, 4513 nt
Organism: Oryzias melastigma (Indian medaka)
Lineage: Eukaryota; Metazoa; Chordata; Actinopteri; Beloniformes; Adrianichthyidae
Gene: atp2a2a
Product: ATPase sarcoplasmic/endoplasmic reticulum Ca2+ transporting 2a
Exons: 20
Coding region: 480-3605 (1041 amino acids)
Biological process (GO): calcium ion transmembrane transport; intracellular calcium ion homeostasis
Cellular component (GO): membrane
Molecular function (GO): ATP hydrolysis activity; ATP binding; P-type calcium transporter activity
Source: RefSeq, a predicted model, not a curated record